This is a messenger RNA of Acanthaster planci (crown-of-thorns starfish), 4852 nucleotides long. Its product is annotated as sialidase-1-like. Gene Ontology annotation, cellular component: cytoplasm; intracellular membrane-bounded organelle; membrane. Gene Ontology annotation, molecular function: exo-alpha-sialidase activity. Gene Ontology annotation, biological process: oligosaccharide catabolic process; ganglioside catabolic process. The record is from RefSeq and is a predicted model, not a curated record. Lineage: Eukaryota; Metazoa; Echinodermata; Asteroidea; Valvatida; Acanthasteridae.
ACUAUGGGAUGCACGUGCAGAACUACUUGGAGCUGACUUGUGUGUGCUUAUUCCUCCGUGGUUUUACUAAAAUGGCCCAGAAUAUUCUUGAAAAAUUUAACUUUUUGUACACUUUUCGCGUACGUCUAUCGUGUUUAAAUUUUGUAUUUAUCCUUUGGUUUGUUAUUCAACAGGCAUUUAGACUGGGAGCAGGGCAGGUGAGUCCCCACAUAGCCGCUCAGAAGACCUUGUGGAGGCACGGAGAGGCAGAGGUGAACAUCUACCGCAUUCCCUUGCUCAGUUACACCCCCGAAGGGCACCUUCUAGCUGCCACUGAAGCCAGGAAGUACUCGGCGGGAGAUGCUGGGCCCAAGUUUAUUGCCAUCCGAAGGUCCUUGGAUGCAUUGGGUGAAAAAUGGGACCUGAUGCAAUUCAUCGUCGACGAUGGCUAUCUCAUCAUUGAUGGUAUCAACCUGGGAACCAUCAUCGUGGACGACGAGAAAGGCAUCAUCUUCAUCAUGUACACCGUCUGCAAUCACCACGACCAGUGUAACAACCCCAGUACCAUGCUGGUCAAGAGCUUGGAUGACGGACUGACGUGGUCCAAGUCUAUCAACAUCUCAAAGCAGAUUGGCUGCCAGUCAUUUGCUCCGGGCCCAGGCUUUGGUUUUCAGAAAAAACUGGCUCCACACCAGGGCCGUCUGGUCUCCUGUGGACAUGGCAGUAGGUUUGGUGGUGGUGUGCAGUGCCUACUCAGCGACGACCAUGGGACGACAUGGCGUGUCGGGGGCUACAUCAAACGGAAUGGGGACUUUGUACCAGACGAAAAUCAGGCUGUUGAACUGUCAGACGGCUCCAUUAUGCUAAACAUCCGCAAUGCCCACUUCUACAACUGCCACUGUCGCAUGGUGGCACGCAGUUAUGAUGGGGCCGAGUCCUUCCCCUUGAAGGAUGUGUACGAGGAUAAGGUUUUGAUUGAACCAGCGUGUGCGGCAGGACUGCUGUUUUACAGAGAUGUGCUGUUCUUCACUAAUCCAAAAAGUACUACUGAAAGAGUUGACCUGACGCUGCGAUGGAGUUACGACAAUGGAACAACGUGGGACGGCGAGCUUCAGAUCUGGGAUAAGGCCAGCGGGUACAGCACCAUGACGGCUCAUCCGGGACCUUCACAGUACAUCUUCAUACUCUUUGAGAAGGGUGUUUCAUAUUCAACUGAAUCAGUUAACUUUGUACGGGUGAGCCUGUAUGACAAGAGAUAGCUGACUUCUUUAUUUACACUUGAUGCCCAAGAUGCAAGUAUUGUAUUAAUGUACAUGUACUGUAUUGGUAGAAGUUAAUAAGUCAGUCUUCAACACAUUUUUUUCAAAGGUCCUGAAAACAACUCAUUGACGGAAGAAACAGAGAAAACACAAAGUUUAAAUGUUACAGGGCACAACACUUUUAUUUCAGUGGAAGCGUUUUUAGUGACAGUAGAACUUUAUCAUGAUGCUGCCAUGUUUGUCUUGUUCCCUGUAGCCCCUUUGGCAACAUUAAUACAACUUCACAUCUUGAUAAAAGGGAACAAACUCUUUCCUUCCUGCCUGAGUUUAGUUACAGUGCUUUGAAUGUGGGAAAAGCAAGAUGGCUGCCCCAUGAUAGAGGUCUAUACCAAGCCCUCUGAAUGACUCCCAAGCUUCUUAGCCCUUUUCAGAUAAAUAAGAACACCAACUUCUCCUCAUUGGCUUGUUCUUAAUGGAGGGAUAUUGCUUUAUAUGUCGCCUUUACCUUGAUUGGAUGAAGCACUGAGUUCAAAAACUACUUCACCUACUGGCACUGGCAAAGAUGGUAUGCUGUGGUAUGAAGAUGUGACAAAUACGCAGAGCAGAAGUGGUAAGAUUAACACAAGAGUUGUAUAAUUGUUUUAUUGUAUAUGCGGGAAGUUUUUAAAACUUCCACUUUUAAGUGGUUUAAAGAAAGAAAAAAGAUAUCAUCUGGUGUAGACUAUUUUCACCGUUGUAAGGGAGUCCAGACUUGUGCAAUUCUCAGGAUUUAACAGAAAUAAGGGGAAGUGAGGUGCAGUUUAACACAUUGACCACCGACUACGAGUAUAUUAAUUGUCACAGGUGCACCGAAUUUUGCCACUACGGAUAUACUCAUAGGAAAUGAAAGGCUUUUGAAAAUUGAAUAGACUGGCAUCAUCGAAGAACACAACACAUACGCUGCUGGCAGUGUGGAGGACAUAAAUCUGUAAAAUGCUCAUGUUCAUAUAGAUACCUGAAAGGUACCCAUCAAAUAUGUGCGCAUGUGUACAACGCUAGGCAAAUGAGAAUUCCCCAUGAAAUCAUGCAUGGCAGUCAACCUGUGAAGCCCAAAAAUAUUUAUACCCCUUGAAAAUUUUGUAGUUGCUGUAUUCUUAAAAUAUUUGAACUGGGAUGGUCAAUCCAGGCACACAGAAUCUCAUCUUUCCUUUGCAAAAGCCCGUCUGGGCUAAGAUGUAAACUUUUCGUUGUCAACUCUGGUCUUUUAGUUUAAAUUCUAUGUUGUCCAAAUUUUGAAUGGGUGUGAAUAAUUGUGGGUUUUAAACUGUACAUACACACUGCAAUAUAGACGAUAGAAGAAGGCAGAAACUUUCAAAGUGUGACUUGGCCUGAACUCAGUGCAGCCUGGUGUUUUCACUUGCCCGCUGGAUGUUUGAUGGGGGGGGGAUUUUCUGAAACCUAUCCUCAAAAAUCUGACUUUUUUGGUGUAUUUUUUGAACUCUUCUUUAUUAGGUCAUAACAGCCAUAUUGGCUCAUAUUCCUAACAGUGUCCAGUAUCCCUUCACUCCCGGAAACAAGAACAGCUAAACAUUGUACACAGAAUAUUUUAAAGCAAUGGCCAUUUCUUCGAGCUUUUGUUUUGUACAAGCUUUCAAAGCUUAGGCCGAUGAGAACAAGUUACCAUCCAUGCAUGUGCAUUGCAAGGAGAUCAAGCUUUCACAUGCCAUUGGUGUGCAUCCUGGCACCAAAAACCACUCAUGUCCAAUUAGGAACUUUUUGCCAACUAUUGCUCCAUGGUAAGAUCGGUACCCUUACCUGUCAACAUAGAUGUCUGCUGGUGAAAUUAUAAACUUACACAUACAUGUAUACUCUGAAUGGGCUGCCACCCUAUCUCAUGAUUUCUCUGGUCUCUUUAAGAAGCUUCUAUAUAUAGAAAUGUGUAACUUCCGUUGCCAUACUUCUGAGGCAUCAGUGUGUGAGAUCUGACAUGUUGUCACCAUCGCUGGGGCUGAUUGGUUGUCUUUAUAGACAACUUUUCUUUUCAAGAGAGUAAGCAAUCUGAGAGAUAGCGAGAGCCCAUUCCAACCUGUUGUUUCCAAAAUUCUUGGCCGAAGAGGACAAUGUCUUUCAGAUGCAGAGCUCAGAUUUCAGAAAUAGCAUUAAAGCUCGAAGUCAUUGUGCAGCUUGCCGCGACACCCAAAGAGGUACAGUUAGACCCUUUCAGAACAAUUAUAAUCCCCACAGAAUAAAAUGUAUUUAAUUCUACCCCUUUUUUAUGAAUGCUAACCAAGCCACUUAGUUUUCAUGAUAUAGUGUUAACUGAAGACUCGUUCACAAUCAUCAAACUCACCAGUAGAGGAUACUUGAGGUACUGGUUUCCAACUUUUGAACGCCCCUAUUUGGUGCCAUUGUUUGCAUUGAAAAGAAAGACCGGUAUGUGUACAUGUAUUUAUGUAUAAGGAAGGCGUUAAAAACGGGUGUCUUGGACACCCAGGCCAAAAUGGUCAUCGUGAUCAACUGACCUCUGUUAGGUGCAUUGAAAAGAAUGGGACCCCUUCCGCUUUUUGAGUCAGGAAGGGCGGUCCCCACUUUUGGCAAGUCCAAUAAUGGGGCAGGGGUUAACGCAUUGGUCUAUUAAUGUCUGAUGCCUGAUCGACUGGUCUCCUCACUUUGAAAAUCCUUCCGCCGGUGGUGCAAUGCAUGUGUUCCUUACAAAGUAUAUGUAUGAUGUUACAUUGUAAGUGCACAACAUCCUCACACACUGCUACCUCUGCUGUACCAUGCACCAUUGUCAUCUCGUAACCUGUCUAAAUUGUCUGAUUAUAAUUGUAACUACUGCAACUUUAAAAAUCAGUAAUGGUAAGCACGAUUCAAAUAGCUACAUACAUCAACUUAGAUGCUAAACAUUUUUUGAGGAAAAGUUCUAUUUAGUCAUUUUGAAAUUUCCUUGUUUCUUUGCAAUAACAGUACAUGCCAGAUGGAGCAACUUUGCCGAAUUUCCAAUGGUGCUUUUUGUCAUUGUACGUUCUCUUCAACAUUUGCUUGAAACUGUGCUGGCUUGUUAGUAGUUAUGCAAAUUGUUAUUUCUGUGAAAAAGUUUGCUACUUAAAAGGAUGUCGCGGUACACUUGUGUAUAUAUAUGUAAGGGAAGCAUGAUUUGCUUAGUGCAAACAUACAUAGGGCCUAUUAUGUAUGUUUGCACUAAGCAAAUGUAAGUGGUGUACAUGCAAUCAAAGUAUAAUCUAGUUUGUUCGGUAAAAACGCUUUGUACUUAGAAUACAUGCUUUUAAUACAAUUUUGGGGGUAUUUGAAUAGCAAUAUGUUCAGAAAUACACCUGCUUUUAUACCUGUUUAUAAUACAAUUGCACUGAUUUUAUGUUGUAUAGUUACCGCACUGCAAAACAUUUUUAUGUUGAUAGUUAUUGGACUUUUACUUACCGAGAUGGUAUUGCAAAAUAAUAUUACACACACUCUGGCAUUGUUUUUCCCUUUUAGUUAUCAUUUUUCACGAUAACUAAGAAGUACUAUUUUAGGGUAUAUAAUUCACCGGUUUUGGUUUUAGUCUUGAUCAGGUGCGUUAAGAUGCUUGUUUAAUGUGUGAAAGCUUUAAGAAUUGAAAAUUUAAGAAAUUGAAA